CCAACCUCUCCGCCCGGCCUCCCACCUCUCCUUCUCCAGGCACCUCAUGCAUAAAUCACGGGGCGGGGGGGAGGCAGGCUUGGUUCCCCCUGCGCCGGGAAGCUGCUGACCCCUCCCUCGCUCACACAGGGUUUUGCAGCAGUGGUGGCAGCCGCCACUGAUUCGGGCACUGGGGAGGCAAUUGAUUCGUCUACCGCUAGCAGCCCGGAGUUGCCUACGCGGACGCGGACGACAGAGAGAAAGAGAGAGAGAGAGAGAGAGAGAGAGAGAGGGAGGGAGGGAGAGGCUCACAGAGCGAAAACCUUCUUCCAUGUGGAAGGCAGUCUGAGGAAGCCACUGUCUUUGCCUUGUCCACCGACGGGUUUCAGUUUUCUCCUCUUCUAGCAGUGGCACCUCCACCGAGCUUUCAAACCAAGUCAUUGGGAGUUAGCAUCUUCCUACCCAGCAGGGAAGGGAGGAGUUGGCAAGAAUUCAGCUCGCCCAUUCCACCUGAAAUCCGCUGGUGUUGUGGAACGCCUGACUUCUGCCAUGACGGACACCGUGUUGAGCAGCAGCUCAAGCCGCUGGAUGUGUCCCAGUGACCGACCUCUUCAAUCAAAUGAUAAAGAACAGCUCCAGACAGGCUGGUCCGUCCACCCCAGCGGCCAGCCCGACAGACAGAGGAAGCAGGAAGAGCUGACAGAUGAGGAGAAGGAGAUCAUCAACAGGGUGAUCGCUCGCGCCGAGAAGAUGGAAGAGAUGGAGCAGGAGCGGAUCGGGCGCCUGGUGGACCGUCUGGAGAACAUGAGGAAGAAUGUGGCUGGGGACGGGGUGGACCGCUGCAUACUGUGUGGAGAACAGCUGGGGAUGCUGGGCUCUGCCUGCGUAGUGUGUGAGGACUGCAAGAAGAAUGUCUGCACCAAGUGUGGGGUGGAGACCUCCAACAACCGCCCGCAUUCCGUGUGGCUCUGCAAAAUCUGCAUCGAGCAGAGAGAGGUGUGGAAGCGUUCUGGGGCGUGGUUCUUCAAGGGCUUCCCCAAACAGGUCCUCCCACAGCCUAUGCCUAUAAAGAAGACCAAGCCCCAGCAGCCGGUCAGCGAGCCCGCCGCUCCCGAGCAGCCUGUCCCCGAGCCCAAGCACACCGCCCGCGCUCCAACGCGAGGUGACACUGAAGACAGGAAGGGCCCAGGCCAGAAGACAGGCCCCGACCUGGCCUCGGCUCCUGGGCGAGGAAGCUAUGGGCCUCCCGUGCGCAGGGCCUCCGAGGCGCGAAUGAGCUCUUCUAGCCGCGACUCAGAGAGCUGGGACCAGGGCCAUGGCGGGGCUGCCGGUGACUCCAGCCGGAGCCCAGCAGGUUUGAGACGGGCCAACUCAGUCCAGGCCUCCAGACCUGCCCCCGCCUCGACGCAGAGCCCAGUGCCCCCUCAGCCUGGGCAGCCAGGGCCCCCAGGAGGCAGCAGACCCAGCCCUGGGCCAGCAGGACGUCUUCCCGACCAGAGACCAGAGGUGGCUCCGAGCGACCCCGGCUAUCCCGGGGCCCCUGCCCCACCCCGGGAGGAGAGGACGGCGGCAGCUGGCGGCUACCCUGCAGUUGCAACCAGGGAGGACCGGACAGGCCACCCACCGGGCACCUAUUCCCAAGCAUCUGCCGCUGUCGUCCAGCCCACCGCAUCCCCUGCCCGCCAGCCCCCAGCCCCGGAGGAGGAGGAGGAAGAAGCCGACAGCUACGAUUCGGAUGAAGCAACCACCCUGGGUGCCCUGGAGUUCAGCCUUCUCUAUGACCAGGACAACAGCUCCCUGCACUGCACCAUCAUAAAGGCCAAGGGACUGAAGCCUAUGGAUUCCAACGGCUUGGCCGAUCCCUAUGUCAAGCUGCACCUCCUCCCGGGAGCCAGCAAGUCCAACAAGCUUCGUACGAAAACCCUGCGGAACACCCGGAACCCCGUCUGGAAUGAGACUCUCGUCUAUCAUGGCAUCACGGACGAGGACAUGCAGAGGAAGACCCUUAGGAUCUCUGUUUGUGAUGAGGACAAAUUUGGCCAUAAUGAGUUUAUUGGUGAGACCAGAUUCUCACUCAAGAAACUGAAGCCCAACCAGAGGAAGAAUUUCAACAUCUGUCUGGAGCGAGUGAUCCCGAUGAAGCGUGCCGGGACCACCGGGGCAGCCCGAGGAAUGGCCCUUUAUGAGGAGGAGCAGGUGGAGCGUAUUGGUGACAUAGAGGAACGCGGCAAGAUCCUGGUGUCCCUUAUGUACAGCACACAGCAGGGAGGCCUCAUCGUGGGCAUCAUACGCUGUGUGCACCUGGCUGCCAUGGACGCCAAUGGCUACUCAGAUCCAUUCGUCAAGCUCUGGCUGAAACCAGACAUGGGAAAGAAGGCCAAACACAAGACUCAAAUUAAGAAGAAAACCUUGAAUCCUGAAUUUAACGAGGAGUUUUUCUAUGACAUCAAACAUAGCGACCUGGCGAAGAAGUCACUGGACAUCUCGGUCUGGGACUAUGACAUCGGCAAGUCCAACGAUUACAUCGGGGGCUGCCAGCUGGGGAUCUCAGCGAAGGGAGAGCGCUUAAAACACUGGUACGAGUGUCUGAAAAACAAGGACAAGAAGAUCGAGCGCUGGCACCAGCUGCAGAACGAGAACCACGUGUCGAGCGAUUAGGAUGGCGCCCAGGUCCCCAGGUCCCCGCCCCAUGCCCAGGUCACCCCCCAGCCUACCCCAGCCGCCCGUGUACUCCGGUCUCUCUGCCCUACUCCUCCCCUCCCCCAUCCACCCCUGAGCCUGCCUGUGAGGUCUCCC
This is a messenger RNA of Equus caballus (horse), 2775 nucleotides long. RefSeq names its product rabphilin 3A (gene RPH3A). The record is from RefSeq and is a predicted model, not a curated record. Gene Ontology annotation, molecular function: small GTPase binding. Lineage: Eukaryota; Metazoa; Chordata; Mammalia; Perissodactyla; Equidae. Gene Ontology annotation, biological process: spontaneous neurotransmitter secretion; intracellular protein transport; exocytosis. Gene Ontology annotation, cellular component: extrinsic component of synaptic vesicle membrane; synapse; neuron projection.